CAGCUGCUGUUUGCUUUCAAACGCCUGUGUGGAGAGUGUGUGAGGAUCUGAGAGACAGCUGCCACCUGUGUCUGCGUGGGUGUGUGGAAAGAGAUACUAUUCCAGGCCCCAGCUCUGGCUCUGCCUAAUUCUGGACAAGAGUUCAACCCGCUAAACCUCUCAGCCCUCGGAAAACCACACACAUGCUCACCGAAUGGGGGCAAGAGCGUUGAACCAGAGAGAGGCUACUACAAGUGGGAGGAUUUACUUUGGCAAGCUAGAGGGCCUCAGACAAAUCAGCUGAAGAACUCUGAGGGUCUUGGGAGGCAGGAUCCCACCACUAGGAAUGGCCAGGGGUUCCAAUACGACGCCUCCGGCCCGAUCCACCCGGCCACCAGCCCACCGAGGGCCUCUGACCCAGGCCCAGUGUUCCAGGCUCUCUCUCAUGUAACCUCACAACACCCCUGUAUCAAAGGGUAUACCCCUGGCUGGGAAGAUCAUGAGCAUCAGAACUCCACUACAGCUCAAAUGCCGUCUUUGACCGUUUCAUCUCCAAAGCCCACCACUCUUCCUCCACCACUCAGACAGAGACCACCACACUCAGCAAAUGUCCAUUCAGGAUUUGAUGAGUGCAAACGAACGUUUGCGAAAUGAAAUAUGGGACCUCAGAGAUACAGUUGCCAAUCUUGAUGCAGAAAACCAGGAGCUAAUAAAAGGAAACAAAGAUACUGAAGACCUGAACAGGGGCUUGCAAACCAAGACAGACUAUCUUAAACUCAUGGUGGAAGAGCUACAGAAAGAGGUGGAGAACGUCAGGGAGAUGUUGGAACUAAGAGACGGGAAGAUCAAACAAUUAGAAUUAGAAAACAAGAACUUGCACAGAACCAACAAGCAACUAACCUUGGAAACCUAUGAAAGUUCUUGCCAGCUAUCUGCCGAUGAAGAAUAUAAAUUUGCUCCAGAAAUAGACUUAUUAGGAACAAAAAACAUAACACAAGAAAUCAAAAUCUACGUGAAGCAUCUAGAAGGCAAACUGGAAGACGCAGAGCAGCAACGUGACGAGGAAAGGAGCUGUUCCUCCCAGUUAAGGGGCACAUUGGCAGAGCUUCUUCAGAUCAGGGAGCUUCAGAGGAAGGACAUAAUACAGCUGAAAGGACAACUGGAAAUGGCAAUGCAGCAGGCAGCACUUCUGAGAAUGGAAAAUGAGGACAGGGCCCAGGCUGGCUUAUUACUGCAGCAACGAGUUGAAACCAAACUGGUGGAGAAAUCCCUGAACCAGUCUAAGAUGAGCAAUCUCCUCCAUUGGCUCUUGAAUCUUGGAAGGCUUUUAUUGAUAUUAGUGUCCUGCUUGGGAAUUGGCACAGCUGUGGCUCUGUUAUACACCUAUUUUGUCAACAACUAUUUCAUAUCUGACUCUCUUCUACUAUUGUUUAGUGAGCAUGACAUCAAUAUGAUUGUAGAGAUCCUAUCUCGACAUGUUACCUGGAAAAACAAUGGCCCCUUCCCAUUUUAAAACCAGCUGCACAGCUUCUGCUUGGCUUUUCAGGUCAUCUUAAUUAACACUUCUUCGGAACUGAUGAGUUCAGCUCAACAUG
Messenger RNA from Mauremys mutica (yellowpond turtle), 1574 nucleotides. RefSeq names its product paramyosin-like. Lineage: Eukaryota; Metazoa; Chordata; Testudines; Geoemydidae. The transcript has 6 exons. The record is from RefSeq and is a predicted model, not a curated record. The coding region runs from base 587 to 1492 and encodes 301 amino acids.